Messenger RNA from Leptopilina heterotoma, 2008 nucleotides. RefSeq names its product palmitoyl-protein thioesterase 1 (gene Ppt1). Lineage: Eukaryota; Metazoa; Arthropoda; Insecta; Hymenoptera; Figitidae. The record is from RefSeq and is a predicted model, not a curated record. The transcript is spliced from 7 exons. Gene Ontology annotation, biological process: receptor-mediated endocytosis; protein depalmitoylation. The coding region runs from base 883 to 1797 and encodes 304 amino acids. Gene Ontology annotation, molecular function: palmitoyl-(protein) hydrolase activity. Gene Ontology annotation, cellular component: lysosome.
UAAAAAUCUGUGAUGAAAAAAUUCCACAAAAAAUUCAAAUUUUUUUAAAUAUUCCAAAAAAAAGUAAAUAUAAAAAUUUCUACUUUUAUUAUAAACUAGCAAAAUUUAAAAAAAAACAUUUAGACUAAGAAAAGUUCUGUUAUCCAACACUUUUCACAUACGAUUAACCUUAAUUCUUUUCACAUUAUAAGAAAAAGUUAAAAUUUUACCUCCAAUUAGUCGUAAAACUUUAACUUUGAAUCUCAAUAUAUUAUCAAUUUAUAUCAUUAUUAAUUAUUUAAUCGAUAAUUUAUAAAUCGAAUAUUUUUAAUCAUAAAAUAUGCUUAAGUUUCAUAAAUAUGUAUAUAAAGAUGUACAAAUUAGGAAACAAGAAAUCAAUGGAAGUAAUAUUUUCCUUUGAAAAAAUUUUACUUCCAAAUUGACCUACGACGAAAAAAAAAAGAAAACAAGGAAAAAAUGAAAAAUUAUUAAAAAUAUUUAUAAAACAAUAUUUAAACUUUGACUUGUCAAUUAAAACUGCUAAUUCAACGUCUUCACAGCUGACCUUGGCAAUUUUUAUUAAAGAUGAAAAAAUAUUGACUCGAGUUUCAAUUCAAAUGGAAAUUGUAAAUAAAUAAACAUGUAAAAUUAAACAUCAAGGUCUGUUUUAAAUAAGCUUACAGGAAAAUCCGUCCGUGGCGCAAUUUGCGUCAGUAACAUUUGGGCAUAUGGCGCGGCUUCUCUAUAACUAAAUAUAUACUUUUACUCUUUACAAAGGAAAAAGUAUCAUCACUCAUUUUAUAAAAUAUAUAAAAACAACAAUUUCAAAUGAGAACACAGUUAACAUUUAUAACACGACUUGAAUGAAACCGCGAGUACCUUAAACUGUAAAAAAUUACUAUCAUGUAUUUUGUGAAAAGAACUAUUGUAUUUAUAUUUUUGUUAAUAAAUGCUAGUCAAAAUUUAAGUUUCGCUGAUGAUUCGCCGCCGUUACCUGUUGUUCUUUGGCAUGGAAUGGGCGACAGUUGCUGUUUUUCCUUUAGUUUGGGUGCAAUUAAGAACAUCAUAGAAAACGAAAUACCAGGAGUUCAAGUGAUUUCCAUUCGAAUUGGAAAAGAUACCGUGGAGGAUGUAAUGAACGGCUUUUUCAAAAAUGCUAAUCAUCAAAUCGAAGAGGUUUGCAAUUUGCUGGCAAACGAAGAUUCGUUGAAAAAUGGAUAUAACGCGAUUGGAUUUUCACAGGGGUCACAAUUUUUGAGAGCUGUGGCCCAAAGAUGUCCCCAACCUCAAAUGCAAAAUUUGAUUUCAAUUGGUGGUCAACAUCAGGGAGUUUACGGUCUGCCCAGAUGCCCUUCCCUCGAUCAUGGACUUUGCAAUCGUCUCAGACAAAUUUUAAACCAUGCAGCCUACUAUCAAUUUGUGCAAAACAAUUUUGUUCAAGCCGAAUAUUGGCACGAUCCUCUUCAGGAAGAUGAAUACAAAAAGUACAGCAUUUUCCUAGCUGACAUUAACAAUGAACGAACAUUAAAUCAGACCUACAAGGAUAAUUUGCAGAAAUUGAAGAAAUUGGUCUUAAUCAAAUUCACUGAAGACUCAAUGGUUCAACCGCAUGAAACAGAAUGGUUUGGAUUUUAUCAACCGGGACAAUCUGAAAAGACGCAAAGUCUUCAAGAAAGUGAUUUGUACAAAGAGGAUCGUCUUGGAUUAAAGCAGAUGGAUGAAGAUGGAAAGAUAGAUUUUCUCCAAGUGCAUGGCGAUCAUUUGCAAUUCACCGCUGAUUGGUUUAUAGACAACAUUAUUCAAAAAUAUCUCAAGUAAACAGAUCUAUAUUUAUAUCCAAAAAAAAUUAUAUAUACUCAAAAUCAACUGUCUGAAAUUAGAAUUUAAAUACUUCAUUUUAUAUUAUCGUUUGUAGAUAUAAGUACAGAAAAUAGUUUAUAUUUUUCUUUACAUUACGACCAAAAAAACAUUGUAAUUUUCUAUAUAUGUAUCUUUUUAGUCAAUAAAAUGCGCUUAAUUAUUUUGUAAA